UCUCAGCACCGCCGCGGGCUCCGAGGCCGGCGGGAUGCAGCCUCCGGGCCCGCCCCCAGCCUAUGCGCCUGCCAACGGGGACUUCACCUUUGUCUCUUCGGCGGACGCAGAGGAUCUCAGUGGUUCUAUAGCAGCUCCAGAUGUCAAAUUAAACCUCGAUGUAAGUGGAGAUUAUAUCAAAGAAUCUACAGCUACUACAUUUCUGAGGCAAAGGGGCUAUGGCUGGCUUUUGGAAGUUGAAGAUGAGGAUCCUGAAGAUAACAAGCCACUUUUGGAAGAAUUGGACAUUGAUCUAAAGGAUAUUUACUAUAAAAUCCGCUGUGUUUUGAUGCCAAUGCCAUCGGUUGGUUUUAAUAGACAAGUGGUGAGAGACAAUCCUGACUUUUGGGGUCCACUGGCUGUUGUUCUUUUCUUUUCCAUGAUAUCAUUAUAUGGACAGUUUAGGGUGGUCUCAUGGAUUAUAACCAUUUGGAUAUUUGGUUCACUGACAAUUUUCUUACUGGCCAGAGUUCUUGGUGGAGAAGUUGCAUAUGGCCAGGUUCUUGGAGUUAUAGGAUAUUCAUUACUUCCUCUCAUUGUAAUAGCCCCUAUACUUUUGGUGGUUGGAUCUUUUGAAAUGGUGUCUACACUUAUAAAACUGUUUGGUGUGUUCUGGGCUGCCUACAGCGCUCCUUCAUUACUCGUAGGUGAAGAAUUCAAGACCAAAAAGCCUCUGCUCAUUUAUCCAAUCUUUUUAUUGUACAUUUACUUUUUGUCCUUAUAUACUGGGGUGUGAUCCACGUUGUACGUGAAUCAAAAAGAUGGUGUUACAUUUGUAUUAAGCUGGGAAUUCUUGCUGGAAGGAUUGGAGAAGACAUUACUAGUAAAAUUUUACACAUUCCAGAUAGAGAGGCAGGCUUAAAGUCUUUUUAAAACAAUAUUUUUUGUAUUUAAGUAAUUGCAGUUAGUUAUCUGGGAUUUUUUUGGUCAGAAUUCUGAAUUCUGUUUGGUUCUUCAUAUUCCACAAAUAAAUAAAAAGCAUUGUGUUUUUCAGAUUGUGUCAAUAUUCACUUGAACACUUGUACCAAAAGCACCUGGAUGGGUAAUUGUGUUUCACUUGAAGUUUAAAUUUGACAACAUCCUGAAAAUCUAAAAGUGCAAUUUUUUUCUUUAAAGAAUUUUCUCUGGCACCACAGAUCCUGUAGAUACCCUUUUAUAUUUAUACAUAUAUAUUUAUGAAAUAAUUCUUAGUCACAAAAUAUAUUCCUGAAUAGCCUAAAAAUUAAGAUAAUAAAUCUGAUGCUUAAAUUUU
This is a messenger RNA of Grammomys surdaster, 1291 nucleotides long. RefSeq names its product Yip1 domain family member 4 (gene Yipf4). NCBI's taxonomy places the organism in Eukaryota, Metazoa, Chordata, Mammalia, Rodentia, Muridae. Gene Ontology annotation, cellular component: membrane; trans-Golgi network. The record is from RefSeq and is a predicted model, not a curated record. Gene Ontology annotation, biological process: vesicle fusion with Golgi apparatus; endoplasmic reticulum to Golgi vesicle-mediated transport. The coding region runs from base 35 to 775 and encodes 246 amino acids. The transcript is spliced from 6 exons.